Messenger RNA from Lineus longissimus, 2699 nucleotides. RefSeq names its product membrane progestin receptor beta-like. Gene Ontology annotation, cellular component: membrane. The coding region runs from base 212 to 1351 and encodes 379 amino acids. Gene Ontology annotation, molecular function: signaling receptor activity. The transcript has 3 exons. NCBI's taxonomy places the organism in Eukaryota, Metazoa, Nemertea, Pilidiophora, Heteronemertea, Lineidae. The record is from RefSeq and is a predicted model, not a curated record.
AUUUUUGUGUUCGUGUUGGGAAGGUAUAAGGUCUACUGCCCUUCGUUACAUUUAUUAAAUCCUAAUUCCCAUUACAAUUUAUGUUUUUGUAGUCAGAGUCUUUGAUGUAAUGAUGUGCCUGGUGGAUUGAAAGUUUCGUGAAGGCAGAAUUUGAAAAGGUGCCAAUGGUCUUCUCAGGUUCCAUUGAAGCCAACAGACGCUCCGACAUACAAUGGAUGUCAGCAAGGACAACUCUAUUGUCAUGAAACGACAUAUAGGUGUCACUGGUGAAGGCCAGAAAAAAGAGGAGCAACUACCGAGCGGGAAUGAUGAGCCAAAGCAAGUUGAAAAUGGUGAUGUUAGGAAUGACGGAGACGGAGAAUCUCAAACUUGGUUCGGCCUACUACCAACAAAGACACGUAAUGAAGUCCCACUUAUAUUUCGUGAGCCUCACAUCAACACUGGCUUCCGUCAGCCUUACCAACCUUGGUACUACUACCUCCUGAGUGUAUUCCAGAUACACAAUGAGUCGGUUAAUGUCUUGACUCACCUGAUUGCGUGCUUGCUCAUGUUUCAAAAGGUCCAGAAGUUCACCGAAGCCGGAUAUGACCUGAUCGGCGACCCAUAUAUGUGGCCGCUGAUUGCUGGGUUCAUCGCAGGGUUUCUGCUGUAUGGCUGCAGCAGUUUUGCUCACUGUUUCCAGUCCAAGUCGGAGUAUUAUCACUACUUCUGUUUCAUGGUGGAUUACUCUGCUAUUGGCGUGUAUGGAUUUGGCUGUGCUCUUCUCCACUUUCAUUACAGUGCAGAUGAAGAGUUCUACUAUGCUGCGAAAUCGUUUUUUAUUCCUGUCGCUACGUUUAUGGGAUUCUUCACAUGUUUUGGUAACAUGCACGGUAAAUUGACGUAUACACGUCCGUACCCAUUCACAAGAAAACUCUGGCAGAUCGGAUCGGUUGCUGCAAUGUACGCCUGGUUGAUUCUCCCCAUCGUACAUCGAUUCUUCGAUUGUCGAUUCUACCAAGAUGAGCGACAUUGUGAUCGAAGUAUCAAUGCACAUCUGCGACAAGUUUUCUUCUUUCUGACUAGUGGAAUAUUCUACGCGUCGGACAUACCUCAGAAGUUUUUCCCGGGCUGCUUUGAUAUCGUUGGCCACAGUCAUCAGAUCUUUCACGUCUUCAUAGCUCUAUGUAGUUUGUCUAAAUUAGAUGCUAUUUUCCUGGAUAUCCAGGAUAACUAUCAGUACAUCAUAAAGCGUCCACAGCCUACCUUUCUCUCGUCUUUCAGCUCUCUCAUUAUCAUCAUUUCUUUAGAGAUUGCCUGGGUAUUGUACAACAAGCAGAAAAUUAUGAAAAAGGCGGCAAAAGAAGUUUGAUGUUACAAGGUACAUUUUGACAAUGGCUAGCUCUGCCCAUUCUCUGCUGACAUGUAUUGUAAGGUAAUGUGGUACAGUUAUAGCUCUGGUACGCUUGUAGCCUCUGUGUACAAUGGUGUGUACUGUCAGCUGUUUUCUACACUGUAGGGUUACAGUUGUACCGGUUCUAUAAUUGUACCACUUUAAAUUAUAUGUAUCUAGUUGCCCUGCAUAAUAUUGCUUAAGAAAAGUGACACUUCAAUAGGUUCCUCAGGAGAAGUAGGGCUAACUGCUGCCUGUGGUUAUCUAAUAUUAUGUAUUGUGACAGAGUUCCUGUGUACUGGCUCUGUAGUGUAUGUAGUAGUACAUUUGAUAAGAUGUUCCUGUACAUUUUCUUAAGCGCUGUGACGGCUGAUUGUGGAGUGCCCUACUUCUUUAAACUUUGACAGAGCAGGGGCCGUUACACUGGCACAGAAGUUUCACGAAGGGGUUGAUUGCACUAUCUUAUUUGCGGAAGAGUUUGAUUGUGUCGAAAUAUUAAUUAUAACAUAUCUUCAGCCUAUUGGACAAGAGCUACUCAUUUAGGUACCUUGAAAACUUGUGAGAAUUGUGAGAAUUAGGGUGAAAGUGUAACUGAGAGGUAGAGCUGACUGACCUGUCUUACUCAAACUGAUGAUAUUACUUUUGUUAAAGAGAGAUUACGUCGAUUAUGGUGACACCAUGGACCGAAAAGUAAAUGUGAUAGACAAACCAGGGUGAAUCUUAUUGCAUUUGCUUUUUCCUCGAAAAGUUGUUUUUGUUCUCAGUGGCUGCAUGACAAAAUUUUCCUAAUUGGUUGUGGACCAAGUUCACCAUUUGGCUAUAAGAAUUCCUGCAUUUUCAAUGCAUAGAAUGUAAUAAAAUUGAAGUUUUUUGCUGCAAGGGUACCGCUUGGUCAACAGUAGCCGAAAUAACUCUUCGAGCACUGGUACCAAUAGUGUAUAACAUGGGUUUCUCUUGUGUGCAGCUGUAAACUCGAGGCUCGUCAGGCCUGGAAAAAUAAAAGGUUGUGGACAUGCCAAUUUACUUCUGAAGCCGACUGUAAUUGUUUAUGGUAUCGGCUUCUUGGCGUGUAAGAAAAAGCUCAGACUUUGCUCAAUAGCCUACAUCUCAGAAAAGUGCUAGCAAAACUAACGUAGGCCAAGUCCCAGUCACAACUGACAUACCCUCUGCUUUGCAUAUGCUGCUCAAAACUUAUGUUCUGGCGCUGCAGGCAGCUUAUGCACUGGUUGCGUGCAUAUCACUGUGGAGGUUUUGCAAAUGUUUUUCAUGACAUAUGCAGAAGAUACACCAAUCCUACUCUGCAAAAGUUGCUCAUAAGUUGCUCAUA